AUGCUCCUAUCAGGUGUCAACGCCAUAGGUUUCCAACAAGGGUUCCAACGUCCUAGGAAUGAUCCAUUCUCGAAUACUUACAAUCCUGGAUGGAGGGACCACCCUAACUUUCGUUGGAAGGACAAUGACAACGUUCAAAAUGCACCUCAAGGCUUCCAACAACGUCCUCAAGGCUUUUAUCAAAAGCCCCAACCUCCUAACCCUACUCCUUUUAAUUCAAACUUUAAUUCCAAUGCUUCUUCUUCUUCUAAUGAUGAGUUGAUUCGAACCCUAACUAAAUCUACUCAAGCUUUGAUUGCAGGUCAAACUCAUCAUGGGAAUCAAAUCAAUGCUAUAUCUACGGAUGUCAAUGAGAUGAAGAAGCAAAUGAGUCAAGUUGUGGAGUUUAUGGGUAAGUUUCAUGAGCAAGGAAAGCUACCAAGUGGUACCAUCCCAAAUCCUCACUUUGAGCAAGCCCAAUUCGUCACUACAAGGAGUGGUAAGACCCUUGUAGAUCCUCCAAAGCCUCCCAAGAAGGUCUCAACGUCCAUAAUAGAGGAGGAGGAGGACCCUGCAACGUCCAAGGCUCAAUUGACGUCUCCACCUUCCAAUGAAAAACCGAAUACUCAAGGACAUGUUUCUAACUCUUUCAAUUCGGUUAUUGCUAAUCCAUCUUCUUCUCCUUUGCCUUUCCCAAGCAGAUAUGCUAAGUCCAAGAAGGAUGAGGCCGAAAAGGCCAUCUUGGAAACUUUUAAGAAUGUGCAAAUCAACAUCCCUCUCCUUGAGGCCAUCAAGCAAAUUCCUAAGUAUGCCAAGUUUUUGAAGGAACUUUGCACCACAAGGAGACAAAACCGUGAGAAGGAAGUGGUGAAGGUAAGUGAGAAUGUCUCAGCUGUACUUCAACGCAGAAUGCCUCAAAAGUGUAAGGAUCCAGGGAGUUUUUCUAUCCCUUGUGUCAUUGGAACAAGUAGAUUCGAAAAUGCCAUGCUAGACUUAGGGGCGUCUAUAAAUGUCAUGCCUUAUUCUGUUUAUGAAACUCUAGGUCUAGGUGAGCUUAAGCAUGAUAAUGUUAUUAUUCAGUUGGCAGAUCGAUCUAAUGCAUACCCAAAGGGGUUAGUUGAGGAUGUACUUGUGCAGGUUGGUGAGCUAAUCUUUCCAGCUGACUUCUAUGUCCUAGAGAUGGAGGAGUCCCCAAAAAGUGGAACGCCAUUGUUGCUAGGCCGCCCCUUCAUGAGGACGGCUAGGACAAAAAUUGAUGUCUAUUCUGGCUCAUUAACAAUGGAGUUCGAUGGCGAAAUUAUUGGCUUCAACAUUUUUGAAGCAAUGAGGUAUCCUUUGGUUGAUUUUUCAUCAUGUUUUUCUAUUGAUAUACUUGAUGAACUUGCGCAGAAAUUCAUGGAGAUGAUGAAUGAGGAUACUUUGGUUUCAACCAUUGCCAAUGGCGUUGGAAUAAUAAAGGAUGACACUACCAACCCUAAGGAGGAGCUCACGGCCAUUCAUAGUGAUUCCAUAAUGGAACAUGUUGCUUUUCUUGAAGCAACACCAUUCGAGCUAGGUAAUGUUUCUUCUGUGUUUAUUUCUCCCUCUACUAAUAAACCUUUACCUUCAGUGAUUCAGGCACCUACCUUGGAACUUAAGCAAUUACCGGAUCACUUGAAGUAUGCUUACUUGGGGGAAAACGAAACAUUACCUGUCAUCAUUUCAUCAUCCCUGACGUCACCUCAAGAGGGUAGAUUAGUGGAGAUGCUUAAGCAACACAAGACUGCAAUUGGUUGGACUUUAGCGGAUAUCAGAGGAAUUAGCCCUACCACUUGUGUGCAUCGGAUUUUGCUUGAGGAGGGAGCCAAGCCAACUAGGGAGGCUCAAAGACGUUUGAACCCACCUAUGAUGGAAGUUGUGAAGAAGGAAGUCAUCAAGCUUCUUGAUUGUGGCGUCAUUUACCCUAUCUCAGACUCCAAAUGGGUUUCACCAGUUCAAGUUGUGCCAAAGAAGUCUGGGAUAACUGUUGUGAAGAAUGCAGAGAAUGAGUUAGUGCCUCAGAGGACUGUGACUGGACAUAGAGUUUGCAUAGACUAUAGGAAGCUCAACGCCACCACUAGGAAGGAUCACUUCCCUUUGCCAUUUAUUGAUCAAAUGCUUGAGCGGUUAGCUGGUCAUGAGUUCUAUUGA
Rosa rugosa (rugosa rose) is the source of this 2148-nucleotide messenger RNA. RefSeq lists its product as uncharacterized. The coding region runs from base 1 to 2148 and encodes 715 amino acids. NCBI's taxonomy places the organism in Eukaryota, Viridiplantae, Streptophyta, Magnoliopsida, Rosales, Rosaceae. The transcript has a single exon. The record is from RefSeq and is a predicted model, not a curated record.